Saccharomyces kudriavzevii IFO 1802 is the source of this 1161-nucleotide messenger RNA. It is a transcript of the gene SEC20, whose product is annotated as Sec20p. Gene Ontology annotation, biological process: retrograde vesicle-mediated transport, Golgi to endoplasmic reticulum. Gene Ontology annotation, cellular component: SNARE complex; endoplasmic reticulum. The transcript has a single exon. The record is from RefSeq and is a predicted model, not a curated record. Bases 1 to 1161 code for a protein of 386 amino acids. Gene Ontology annotation, molecular function: SNAP receptor activity. NCBI's taxonomy places the organism in Eukaryota, Fungi, Ascomycota, Saccharomycetes, Saccharomycetales, Saccharomycetaceae.
AUGUCCAUGACAUUUUUGGAGGAUUUGGCAAUUUCACAAGAUGCACUACUAGAUCAUUUGCAAAAGUUGAGUUUUAUCUCCCAUAAAAAGGAAUCCGGAGAGAGCAAGCUGGCCAGCGAGGGCGGCCUUGUACACAACGACGACAGCGAUGAAGAGGAAGAAGAGGAGGAGGAUGGGUUCGGUGUUUUGCUGGAGGCCAUACAAGACAAACUGUUAGACUUUGAAUCGGUCCUCAGGUGCAGUAUUGUUGAAAUGACAUAUACGUACCCUGAAUUAAAAUUGCAAUGGGAGAAGAGCUCCAAAUACGACCAAUGCGAUAAACUGAACGUUGUGCAUUUGGACAAAGAGAUGAACGCGGACCUAUAUGUUCAGUUGACGGAAGAGCUGGAUUCCGUCCUGCAAUUCAUAGACUGGUUCUAUUGCUACCGUCUGAAAACCAAAGAAAUCCUACGACAACACCACAAGCGCGAUCUAGCCUGGAAUGACGAAGAAAGAGACCGCGAUAUAAGAUUUCAUUCGGUAGAUUACGACAAGUCGCAUCAUGGAGCAUCGUCAUCGACGGGCUCGAUGGAAAACGCCAGUGCGAGAGAUAAACUCUUGAGUAAGACAAAGCAAUUGACUAACAACCUGGUGAGGGGCAACCAAAUCCUGCAGUCGGGCAUCCUACAGAGCGACCUAAACCUGGACGAAUUGAGAGCCCAAACGCACUCGCUUACGCAAAUUGACGACAAAUAUACCCAGUUUGAAACCGUUUUCAAGAGAACGGCCGACUUGGUGAAAGUCCUGGAAAAUGCCUCUCACCAGGAGAAACGAGACGUGUAUUUAUCGCUUGGAUUCCUCGCGUGCUGCGUCUCAUGGGUACUAUGGCGCCGCAUUUUCAAGCUACCGGUGAAAGUUGGCCUCUGGCUUCUAUUUAAAUUUUUCAAGGGCAUACUGGCCACCAUGGGGCUAGUCAAAAGCUACGCAGCCUCCUCCUCUCCCCAGGCACACAGCCUCGUACUGAAUGCGCCAUUUCUGGCCACCACGGCUGCAUCCUCAACCCUUGUGGAACCGUCAGCAUCGGUAUCGGCAUCAGCAUCAGCGUCAGUGUCAGUUAUCAGCGACAUCCAGCAAGCUGUCAACGAGGCGAUGGACAGAAUCGUCUCCCACGAUGAGCUGUGA